Aspergillus udagawae is the source of this 1278-nucleotide messenger RNA. RefSeq lists its product as uncharacterized. Gene Ontology annotation, cellular component: nucleus. Bases 1 to 1278 code for a protein of 425 amino acids. The transcript has a single exon. Gene Ontology annotation, biological process: positive regulation of transcription by RNA polymerase II. Lineage: Eukaryota; Fungi; Ascomycota; Eurotiomycetes; Eurotiales; Aspergillaceae. Gene Ontology annotation, molecular function: DNA-binding transcription factor activity; transcription cis-regulatory region binding. The record is from RefSeq and is a predicted model, not a curated record.
AUGGCAGCAGCCACCCUGGUGAACGAUUUUCCAGAAUUCGGCCCCUUGGGACAACGCAUGCGCAACGAAGCAGUGGAGAUCAUUUCCAAGGAGACUACCAUGGACGACAAGUCCCUCCUGGCUCUACUUAUGCUUGGCCAGACCGCCAGUUGGCACGAUUCCAAAGAUUUAGGCGUCUCGUUUUUCAACCUACUUCGGAAGCAUCUGGAUGUCAAGGCCGCGGAAACUCCCAGUCAAAAUCACGGUAAUAAUCACCAAUUCUUCGAGGAGGCUCUCAUCUACUGGGAGAUGCUUCUGUCGUUUGUCGCGGACGACUCGGCCGUGUUGUCGGGGAAAUCUGCCGCGGGAAUAGGUGAAUCAGUCGUCCUGCAGCGGGUGCCCCAUCCUUGGACAGGGAUCGCCCGCGACACCCAAUUCACCGUGCAAGAAGUAGGAAGAUUAAUUCGCGCAGAGAGGAAGAGAGUUCGUGCUAGGAAUUUCACCUCUCAGGCAGACAUCGACCGAGCGCAGAUGGCCAUCACCAGGGCUCGAGAGCUGGAAGAAAGGCUGCUUGGCCUCGCUCAUCCCACGGAGGGUGAAAUCGUCAGUCCUGGCGACGAUGAGACACCAGUUUGGCAUCUUCUGACGAUGGCUGAGGUAUACCGCUGUACAGGCCUCCUGCAGCUGUAUAGAGUUUUCCCCGAUCUGCUUCGCCGUCGGCUUCCUUCCAAUCAGACAUUGUCUUCACAGACAGACCAACAGCCAUCCGCUACUGCUCCGCGCGAUCCUUUCUUUUCCUUGGACACCGACUUAAAUCUCGAGAGCAUGGCCUGGUUCUCCGACUCUCCCUUCCCACAGCCCGAAAGCAACGUGUCGUCUGAGCAAGCAGCAUCGAGCAUAACUCACACAGAUUCUUAUUACAGCAGCUGGUUGACCGAAUUCGCACUCACCACUCUGUCCCGCCUCAAGACCAUUCCCCUCGAAUCCCGCACCAGAUGUCUCCAACCAUUUCUGCUCGUCGCAUCGAGUAGCGAACUUCGCCUGCCACGUGUAACGCCGUCGGAGAUCCCUGUAGACGUAGAUGGGCCCCAUCUCUCGUCACAUGCCAUCGAGGUUUCCAGGACUCGCCGCUUCGUUCUCGGACGCUUGACCUCUUUCAUGCACGUCCUGCCUCCGAAGCCGAUCAGCGUCUGCCUUCAACUUGUGCAAGAGGUAUGGAGACGAAUGGAUGCGGGGGACAAUAGCGUAUACUGGAUGGAUGUCAUGAUUGAGAAGGGCUGGGAGACGACGAUGGGCUGA